AGCAUCUCAAGAAAUGAAACUGAAAGCCACAAGAAAAUUAAACAUUUCCACUGCACAAGAUGCAAUCUAUGGUCGAAAUUCAAAGCAAAUACAUGUGAGUGUAGAAAUUAUUCUCUGAAUACUCACUGCAAAUUGACUUUUCCAAAUCUCCAAAGAAAGUCGGGUCCCUGGCAUUCACUGAGAGUGUGCAGUACCAGGCACAGAUCCUUCUCAUUUCACAUGAAGCCUGCAAAGCAACUUCCUUUAUUUUAUUUUAUUUUUCAACAUCUGAAUAAUAGUUUAAAAGCAGAUUAAGUUUUUAUGUUAAAGACUUUACUAUAACUGUUACAGUCAUGAGAACAGAGCAAGUGAAUAAAACAGCCGUCGUGGAAUUCAUCAUUCUAGGUUUCCAAAGUAUCCCGGCAGUACAGUUUACCCUCUUCUUGAUGUUUCUAGUGAUCUACAUUACAACUGUGUUAGGGAACCUCCUGAUCAUGGUGCUGGUUGUGACUGAUCAUCACCUUCACAAUCCCAUGUUCUUUUUCCUGGGGAAUCUGUCAUUCUUGGAGACCUGUUACACUUCCACCAUCCUGCCCAGAAUGCUGGCGAAUUUCCUGACAAACAAGUACGCUAUUUCACUUCAGGGUUGCUUUUUGCAGUACUUUUUCUUCACUGGGCUAGCAGGUGCAGAAUGCUGUCUCCUGACUGUCAUGUCUUAUGACCGGUACAUCGCGAUAUGCAAACCAUUACAUUAUACAACGAUAAUGAAUAACCGGUGCUGCCUCCAGCUAGCAAGUGUCUCUUGGGCUAGUGGGCUGUUGGCUAGUGCCACAGUCACCUCUCUGAUGCCACAGCUAACGUUCUGUGGCCCAAAUGAGAUCGAUCAUUUCUUCUGUGACUUCACACCAGUGGUAAAGCUCUCCUGCAGUGAUACCCAUUGUAUUGAGCUUGUAGAAUUCAUCUUGGCCUCCCUUUUGACACUACCCCUGUUUCUCUUGACACUCCUAUCUUAUGUGUACAUCAGCAACACUGUCCUCAGGAUCCCAUCCUCCGCAGGAAGGCAUAAGGCUUUUUCUACUUGUUCUUCCCACCUCACUGUGGUGACGCUUUUCUAUGGGACCUUGAUGGUUGUGUACUUGGUACCAAAGUCAAACAGGCUGAGAGACCUCCACAAAGUGUUCUCUGUCUGCUACACGGUUCUGACUCCACUGGUCAAUCCCCUCAUCUACAGCUUAAGGAAUAACAACAUAAGGAAGGCUCUGAGGACAGCAGUGAACAAAUAUAGCAUUUUUCAUAAGGCAUGAACAAGCUCCUGUCAAUGAUUAUGUGAAACUGAAAUAUCAGCCUUUAGAAAACUUCUCAUCUGAACCUAAAGUUGUCUUUUUUCUUGAAAAGGAGACAAAAGGAAUCAUGUAAGGAAGCGCACUGGCUGCUGGACUCUUGUGGCAGCUCCUUUUAUUGGACUAAUUAAUGUAUGCCAACAUCAUAGAGCCAUCAUCAUGAAAUCACAGAACGGUUUGGGCUGGAAGGGACCUUAAAGCCCUGCCUCAAUUCCGUGCCCCAGUGUAAAUUGCAAACGGCUUAACUCACGAAUUUGUGCAAAACUGGUUGAAGAACAGGAAAAUCCCUCAGUGUUGUGAACAGAUUCUGCCUUUAAUGGUAAGCAACAAAGGGAUUGAUAUAAUUCAAGGAACCACGUCAUUUUAAUCUGAUGAGAAAAGCCAUGCUGAGAUGCUUGUGCAAGCCAAGACUUAGUGCUGGCUACUGUCCAAACCCCUAAAGAAAAUGUGUACAAGCAAUCAAAGUUGCUGUCUCAGAUGAUGUUAUCACAGACUUGAGCACAUUUCCAUGUCAUUCCUUCCUUCAACUCUCAUAAAGAUGCGUUUCUAAAUCAUUUUCUUUUCCUCAUAAUUUCACAGGGGAUCUUCCAAAGAAACACUGCAUUCUUGAUGGAAGCUUUCUCCAAAAAGUCGAAGUGGGAUAAAAAAGCAGAAAGAAUUCAUGAAGAAGGGUUAGCAG
Molecule: messenger RNA, 1998 nt
Organism: Pezoporus flaviventris
Lineage: Eukaryota; Metazoa; Chordata; Aves; Psittaciformes; Psittacidae
Product: olfactory receptor 6N1-like
Exons: 1
Coding region: 333-1283 (316 amino acids)
Biological process (GO): G protein-coupled receptor signaling pathway
Cellular component (GO): membrane
Molecular function (GO): olfactory receptor activity; G protein-coupled receptor activity
Source: RefSeq, a predicted model, not a curated record